This is a messenger RNA of Coffea arabica (coffee), 693 nucleotides long. NCBI's taxonomy places the organism in Eukaryota, Viridiplantae, Streptophyta, Magnoliopsida, Gentianales, Rubiaceae. The record is from RefSeq and is a predicted model, not a curated record.
AUGGUAUCAGAAAUCUUGGGAGAGAGGAUGAGUACACAUGGAGAAGAGCAUCAACGGCUCGGGCGAUCCUCUCCAAUUAGAGAGGAAAAGGAUAUUGUGGGCUUCGAGAAGGUCAAAAAAUCCCUGGUGGCAGAACUUUUGAAAGAAGACAAAAACCGCCGUGUGGUUUCAAUCAUUGGUGUGCGAGGUGUUGGCAAGAGAACUCUACCGAGAAAAGUUUACAACCAUGCUGAUGUGUGGACAAGUUUUGAGUGUCGAGCUUGCCUCUGUGUCUCUUCAAGCUACAAUCACAAAAAGAUGUUGAGAUCAAUCAUAAAGCAAUUGAAUCCAAUGAGUAACGCGCUGCUAGAAAUUUUGGAAAAGAUGGAAGAGCAAGACUUGAAACAAAGGCUCUAUCAAGAUCUACAAGAAAAAUGUUAUCUUGUGGUACUUGAUGAUGUAUGGAAGAAGGAAGCGUGGGAUUGUCUUGCUUGGGCCCUUCCUGAUGUUAGUAGAUCAAGUAGAUUGUUACUUACAAGCCGCAAUACGAAUAUUCCUCUCCAUGCGGAUGGUCUUAGCAUCCCAUAUGAGCUGAAAGCUUUGGGCAAGGAAGAUAGCUGGAAAUUGUUUCUCAAAAAGGCCUUCAGUAAUGGGGCUAAUGAUGGGUGUCCUUUGGAUUCGAAAAAUGUAGGCAGAGAGAUUGCAAGGUGGUGA